This is a messenger RNA of Ipomoea nil (Japanese morning glory), 3620 nucleotides long. RefSeq lists its product as uncharacterized. The transcript has 9 exons. NCBI's taxonomy places the organism in Eukaryota, Viridiplantae, Streptophyta, Magnoliopsida, Solanales, Convolvulaceae. The record is from RefSeq and is a predicted model, not a curated record. The coding region runs from base 117 to 3203 and encodes 1028 amino acids.
AAAAUUCAAAAAGUUGCCCUCCUCGUCAUGACGAAAGGCGGUUUAAAUCUGAACGGUACGGCGGAGAGAGGGAGGACGACACAAUCUGAACGCUCUUUCGCGGUCAUCAUUCCAUAAUGGCCGAAGACGACGAUGACACUUUCGGAGAUUUCACUUUCGCAUCUUUCCUUCCCAAUAUCCCAAUUCAUGACCCACAACCCACCAUUGAAGACGACGAUGAAUGGGGUGAUUUUGUCGAUUUCUCGCGAGGAUCGGAUCACUCCAAUGGACCCUCUCAAACCACACCAUUCCAUCCGCUUGGCGUCUUCUCCAACCCUGGAUCUCAGCAGCCGGUCCAAUCAACUCCGUUGAGUGAACCGGCGAUCACCCAAACCGAUUUGCCUAAGACUGCUCAGUGGGUGAAACCCCGAGGCGCUUUGCCGCUUUCGUUAUUUGGAGAGGAUGAGGAUGAGGAGAAACCUGACGAGGAAGACAAAUCUGUUCAUAUCGAAACUCAAGUUGUUAAUGAAGAAACUAAGAAAUUGAGCAAUGGAUCGAAUACUGAUUCGAGUAUUGGUUUAAACGAUAUAAUUGCUAAUUUAUACAAUCAGAAUCCACAGUUUCAAUCUGGAAAACCCCCUUUGCAUGCUAGUGAGUAUGUUAAUCGGAGCUCCGAUUUAGGUAUCAGUGAGUUGGGUUCGAAUUCGGGUUUAUUGCCCGUGAGGAAUGAUUUUGGUACAGUGCGUAAUUUUGAUUGGAACUUAACUGGGUCGGGAUCGAAAUACCAAGCAGUUGAAUCAAGUUCUAAAUUGCUUUCGGAUCAAACUGGGUUUAGUUCAAAUACGAGUGUUGAUGUAACAAACUUAAGUGAACGCAGUGAGCGGAUCAAGAGUGACGAUUCAUUGAUUGGUUCGAACACAGGCGGUUUGAGUUCCGAUAUAACUGCAUCGCGUUUGAGUUUUAGUGGUCGGGGUUUUGAUUAUGGUGAAUUUGGAUCCACCUCAAAAACUUCAAAUUCUAGUUUUAGUGGAUUUAACUCAAAUUUGGAUGCUAUGGUUGUAAGUGGAAGUUAUGGGGAGGUCGGUGAUGAAGAUGAUGAUGAUGAUGAUGAUGAUGAAUGGGAGUUCAAGGAUGCAUUUACUGAAGCAAGUGAUGGGGGUACACACAAUAAGGCUGGCUCAGAAGCACAAGAAAUUCAUGAGACAAAGGCAUUUGGCAAUGGUUCGAACAGAUUGCUUCAUUUGUUUCCCAUGUCAAAUGGAUCGGAGGAGGCUGAUUCUCAUGGACACUAUAUAGGUGAUAUGAAGGCAUACUCAGUUGGGACUGAUAAUGGUUCAAAUGGAUAUCUUAAUUCUGACUUAAGGGGACAUGAUACUAGCAACAUUAUGGCAUACUCAUACCUGAAUGUUCCAAAUCAUUCAGUUGACAUAUUUUCUAUGUCAAAUGGAACUGACCUUGAGGUACUUGAUACUGGUGACAUGAAAGCAUUCUCGUCUGCAUUUUCUAAUGGUUCAGUCAUAACAAAUGAAUCAGUAAAGGCUAAACCUGAGGCACGUGAUACUAAUGACUUGAAGACCAAUUUGUUAGGGUAUUCUGAGAGUGAUAAUCACUCAAUUGCAAAUGGGAUUUCUGGCAUUAUACAUGAAAAUGAGGUUGAAAAUAAUAAACCAAGCACUUCUGCUCAAAACAGUUUUAUUCCAGAUUCAUACUGGACAUCUGAAAAGAGUGUUAGUAAUGGUAUAGCUGAUCUCAUACCAGUUGUUGAAGGUGUUGAAACUGAUGAAGACUUUGGAGAAUUUACUGGUGCAUUAUCAGAUAGUGGAUCAAAGCAAGAGGGAGAGUUGAAGGAUACUGAUCUUUCUCAUGAACUUGAAGCUGUCAAGUCUGGUAACAAACAUCAGGUGAAUGUGACAGGGUUUAAUCAUAAAGAAGCGUUGCCCUUGUCUAUCUUUGGCGAUGAAGACCUGGAGACUGAUGCCUCUUCUACAGUUGAGGAUGGUUUUAUCUGUCAUCCAACUUCUUUUCCAAAAAUUGAUAAAAAACAGGAACCUGUCAUUUCAAUAAAUGAUCUUAUAUCAAGUUUAUACAGCCAAGCAGAACAUACCUCUUCUAUCAGCUCCUUGCAAAACCUUUCUGAUGUUGUAGAACCCCCUGAUUCAGGAGCCAGCUCUAAUUUAGUGAAUGAUGAAGAUGCAUUUGGAGAUGAAUCAUGGGAGUAUAAAGGUGGCAUACCUCGAGGAACUGAGAACAAGACACUCAUUUUUCAUCAUGGAGAUUCACUUCCAAGCAGUUUGUCCAUAAGAAAGCUAGAUAAUUAUGUGGAUUUCUAUUCAGAACUAAAGAAGGAGUUGUCCCUUUAUAGUAAAUAUCAACUUGGGAAUCUUCAGGAGGCUGGCAAGGAAUUAAACCUUGAAGGUUAUAAUAUAUGUGAAGAAGAUGAUUUAGAGGGGCAUCCAUCCUGGGAGACUUGUUUUCAUGAAUUUAUUGAGGUUCUUAGGAAACCAAAAUUUCAAGUGCUGGAAUCAGAAUAUAACUUAUCAAGAAGGCUAUCUCAAAUGGAAACUGAUUUUAAUUCAGCAGUGGAGCUUAUUAAUCAUGCUAGCAUAAUGCUGAGACUUUUGACAUUUGCGUCAGCAAAGGAACAGCUAAUUUAUGUUUCUGUAUGGUACAAGAUGUUCUCAGUUUGUACUCAAGAGUUGAAGCAUGGUACCUGGCUUUGGAAGCAGAUAUCAGAUAAUGAUGCUCAGAGUUACGUGUUCUCCAAUACUAGAGGAAGAAAAUACAUUCUGGGACUUGUUGAGAUUUACAAGGUGGCUGUAGUGCUUGGAGCUUCAGUCAAGCUUUACCAACCAUGGACCUGGUUAAAUUCUGUUGAUUUCACAGGCAUCUAUUCACUUCUAGAUGAAUGCCAUGCUCUUUGGUCUAGAUUGGGACUUGAGCAAGCUAUCUUGAAUACAUCAGAUCCAGCAUCUACUGGCACCAUCAGAUUGAGUCUGGACAAUAUCAAGUCUAUUCAUGAUCUUGAUGCAUUUGCCCUUCAAAACCAUAUUUUCAGUCAGAAAGAAGUUAUUUGUCGACUGUCACUCCUAACUUCAGAAGUGGUAAAUGGUAUGAAGCUUGUUAUCUGGAAUGGAGAGCACUACUUUGUCACACUCGCAAAUCUCUGGGCAAAUCUUAUAAGCAAUGAUCCUCCAGAGUUACCGCAUUUAAGUUUUGGAUGGUAGAGUAGUGUUCCAAACAGUGGAUUGCUUCAAGGAAGAUGAGUGAAGACUGAUGUACAUACGGUCCAAGACUGCAUGCCUAGCCCGGAUACAAGAAGCAGUUGCGGGCAUGCGGCAAUAUGGCUUUGCUGUUUGAAAUCCCCACUGAUCAAGCCAUUGAUUUGGUGGAUGGACUUAAAAGCACAGCAUUUAAUCAGUGAGAGAUAAAUAGGUAUAUAUAUUAUAUUAUAUUUGUCAUUCCUUUUCCCCAUAAAUGUAAAUUAGUGAUUUUGAUGUCUAGUGGGAUCAGAUAUAUUCACCCCAUGUAACUAGAAAAUAGGAUUAUUUGGAAAAUGAUGACAAAAGCAUGCAUUCUUUCAAUGUUGUCAUGCCUAAGUUUUGAUCUGAUUUGGUUCUGUUAUUUUUAAUGGAGUUGGGAAA